Messenger RNA from Populus nigra (black poplar), 658 nucleotides. RefSeq lists its product as uncharacterized. The record is from RefSeq and is a predicted model, not a curated record. NCBI's taxonomy places the organism in Eukaryota, Viridiplantae, Streptophyta, Magnoliopsida, Malpighiales, Salicaceae. The coding region runs from base 39 to 560 and encodes 173 amino acids. Gene Ontology annotation, molecular function: zinc ion binding; DNA binding. The transcript has 3 exons. Gene Ontology annotation, cellular component: nucleus. Gene Ontology annotation, biological process: positive regulation of DNA-templated transcription; chloroplast organization.
UCAUAGCUGUGGAAUGGGAUACAAUUUAGAAAAGCAAAAUGGGACUAAGAACUCUUCCCUUGUCACCUUCACGAAACUGUUUCCCUCCACAUGUUGGUGUAGCUCAGAACUUGUCUAACUAUAGGCCUAACAAGAGCUUCAACUUCAAAAUCUCAGCUAAAACAGAGAGUGGUAACGAGGAAGAGCCCAAGAAGAGCAAGCAAUCUUUGUUUAGCAGUGUAGCUGAAGCUCUAGAUUUCUCUCAAGUUCGGUCUGCCAAGGAUGCCGAACUUCUAGAGGAGGCUAGAGAAAACACCAGUUCUGGUGGCAGAAUGACAAGGGAGCAGUAUGGUGCUCUUCGAAGAAAAAUCGGAGGGACAUACAAGGAUUUCUUUAAAUCCUACGUUGAUGUGGACGGGCAAUAUGUUGAAGAAGGCUGGGUCGACAAAACGUGCAAGGUCUGUAAGAAAGAUACUAGCGGUGACCCAAGGCAGGUGGACAAGCUGGGAAGAUAUGUUCAUGUAGAAUGCAUGGAGAAGGCCAACUCUGGAAACUUUUUCACCAGACUUUUCUCAGGAUGAGAGGGGAUGGUACAGAGUGAAUUUUUCUUUCAAUAGUUAUGGAUAUUGCCUUGUAAUAUAGACUCAUAAUGAAGCAAUUUAUUUAUAUGUCUGAACCA